This is a messenger RNA of Tachysurus vachellii, 3176 nucleotides long. RefSeq names its product glypican 5b (gene gpc5b). Gene Ontology annotation, cellular component: cell surface; extracellular region; plasma membrane. The record is from RefSeq and is a predicted model, not a curated record. The transcript is spliced from 9 exons. Gene Ontology annotation, biological process: positive regulation of canonical Wnt signaling pathway; cell migration; regulation of protein localization to membrane. Bases 162 to 1979 code for a protein of 605 amino acids. NCBI's taxonomy places the organism in Eukaryota, Metazoa, Chordata, Actinopteri, Siluriformes, Bagridae.
AUAAGCAUGUGAAAUUCACCACAGCUCUCUUUCAGGAUAUUAACAAAUCCUGCCUUCAUAAAUGCCGGACCCUGGGGAAUCUUUCUGAGCAAUUCUACAGAAUAGAUUUGCACUUCUUUGUUGCUCUGUUAUUAUAGAAGACUAUGGAUUGAAAUGGUGCAAUGCUCCGUGAGACAGUGUGGCGAGUUUGGAUCUGUUGGAUAUUGAUGAGUUUUGGGCCUCACUGGAGAGGUCGUAGUGCAGGUGCACAUAGCUGCCUUGAAGUUAAAACAGCUUUCCAACUGCGGCAGAUUGGCCCUUUAAAAUGGGUCCCAGAAACAGCAGCUACAGAUGCAGACCUCCAAAUCUGCAAACACCAGGGACCGACCUGCUGCACACGCAAAAUGGAGGAGAGCUACCAUGCCGCUGCACGCAGAGACACACUGCAGAACAUUCUCUCCUACAGCCUUGAGCUAAAGUACCUCAUUAUAGGCCAUGCUGCAGCCAUCCAAGACACCUUCCAUUCCCUUCUGUCUUUCACGCUCAACCACACUCUCUCUCUCCUCGACCUUGCCUAUGAACCAAUUGCCGCUGAGUCCCGUCCCUUAGUCUCAGCCCUUUUCUCGGACCUCGCCCUCUACCUAAGUGGCAAUGAUGACGUCUCUGUUGUCCGCUCUGUUCGGCGAUUUUUCAAUGAACUAUUCCCACUGGUCUACCGGCAUCUUGUGAACCCAGGACUGGCAUCCUCCACCUGGUCAGCAGAGGGUACAGAAUGCCUCCGUGCCACAAGGCAAGACCUCAACCCAUUUGGCCCUCACCCACAAGCACUGGCACAUGGCCUGGCACGGGUAUUAGGAGUUGGUCGAUCACUCAUGCAGGCACUAACGGUGGGUGUUGAGGUCCUGAAUGCUUCCGAAUCUGCAGGCAUGGCAAAAGAGUGUGGAAGGGCCAUCGUGAGGAUGCAGUUCUGCUCACACUGCAAGGGGCUCACACUGAUCAGGCCAUGUCAGGGGCUAUGCCUUAAUGUGAUGAGGGGUUGCCUGGCAGGACUGGCAGAGCUGCAGGGGCCAUGGAGCCGCUACAUAGCUCUUCUGGAGGGCACAAGUGCAGCACUGGCUGGAGGGCAUGAGCUGGAGUUAACUCUUCUGGGCAUUCGUGAAAGGAUCAAUGAUGCCAUCCUGAGUGCCCAGUAUAACGGACCACAUCUCAGCGCCAUUGUGGAAAAGGUGUGUGGUCCUCUCACUGAGUCUGACUCGUUCACUCAGAAAAGUCUGACACAACACAGUCCAACGCCACCAAGUCCUGCAGUCUUUAACCAGAGUACGAGUGUGGAGUCAGUCUCCUCUAUCCCGUCCCUGAGCCCUACAGUACAAAACAAGUCUGAUGAUCUCAGAAUUGCUCAUGUUACUCUGAAGAAAAGAUCCUUGCCUCUAAAACCUUCCAAGCACGACAAGCCCAGAAGCCUGAAGAAGAUCUCUAAGGAGUUUAUGAGCUACAUUCAGCGCUACAAGUCCUUCUUCUCCAUAUUGCCAGAGGUGCUAUGCGAUGCUGAGAUUGUGCUGGAUGAAUACACCUGCUGGAAUGGGGAGGACGUUGUAGAGAGUUACACAGGUUUUGUGGUGGGCAACGGCCUCCAGGCUCAAAGACAAAACCCUGAGAUUAAGGUCAGAGGUGUGGACCCGGUGUUAGUUGAAGCCAAAGAGACACUGGAGAGAUUUAAUCAGGAUAUGUGGGCUGAAACUGGACUGGAUGAUGAGUGGCAUAAGCCCUUGCAUAUAGAUGGUGGAGGCAGUGGAACUGAAACCAGUGGUGAAUGUGAUGAUGAAGAUGGAUGUGAAGGUUCAGGAGUGCAUGAAGAGGAAACAGAUCAUGUCGUCCCCUUUGUGAGACAAGGUUCAGGACCGUCCUUUAAAGGAGCAGCAUGCCGUACACACUCCUCCUUGCUCCUGCUCUCUCUGUCUCUCUCCCAUUUGCUGCUCUCUUUCCUGCACUCCAUCUAAGGCCCCGAAAGACACAACAGAGAACUUCAGUAUGCACUUGGACACUUAGUCUACAUGUUGAUUUGAUCUGCUCCAUCCUGCAUAGCUGCUCUCCACACUAAACCCUCCAGCUACAAAGUGCUUUGUUUUUGAUUUAGUUUGUGUUAUAAAUUAAAAUGUUGCACAUCACCUUGUGUGCUGUUUCCUGCUUUGUAAAAUCUGAGUGCCAUCUUAUAGUCAGUUUCAAUUUUGUGUCUAAAUCAUCACACACCCAGAGUUGCUGAAGUACUUUCUGACACAAUAUAAAACAGUGCUGCUGAAUUGUGAAUUCUCAAUUCUACAAGUCAUUGAUUCAUUUUCUAUAACCGCUGCUCUGACAGCAGUGCAGCUGCAAAUUACAGGUUUAAAUAAAGGCACUCAUUCUUAUAUGUUAUUGUUUCCAGAGAAACAGCUUACACAGAAUGGUGGACUGCUCCAUAUAAAAUGGAUAAAAAACAAACACAUAAUUUUUAUGGGGUACUAGGAAGAGAAAGUGAUGUGCCUCAUUUUUUGCCUCAUUGCUGGGGAGGUAAUGACUGUUUAUAGCUGCUAGUGUUUAGAUGAGACUAACGUAAAUUAUCAUGGACAUUGCACAACAUUAUUUGUAACUAUAAAUGGAUGAACUAUAUGAAAAUCUACUGAGGUAUAAGAUAAAUAAAAACUCUAGGAUGUGCUGUUAUGGGGGAAAAAUGGUGUGGUGAGAACAGUAGAUAAAAACAGCUGUUCUUAAAGUUUAAAGCUGGAGUUUUACAUUAGAUGCGAUUUAGAUAAUAUAGUUCCAGUCUGAUUUGUACAAUCUAAAUGGAUUCAUUCUAAUAAAAUGAUAUAACUGAGCUAGAUGAUGUCUUCAGUUCAUUGAAUGUGUGAAGAUUUAGGCAUACAGCUAGCAUAACUUUUAACUGUUAGCUAGAUUACCCUUGUUAUUCAGUAAAAAAAAAGUGAAUUGAGACUCAAGCAUGUUUAACAUUACAUUUAGGAUAAGUCUAAAAUUUGAGCAAUCUGUAAAUGUAAUUUUUGUGUUUGAUUAAAGAAAAUUGUUGCUGUUCAAAUUAAAACUCAGCCACCACUUCACCUCAGUAUUGUCAUGUGGAAAGAUGUUGAUUUGUUUGUGUAUGAAUGUACGUGUGACCUAUAUGAAGUGUAUAUAAGUAAUGACAGCAAUGCAAUAUUUUGCAAUAA